AUGAUAAGUGGUGAGAGCCCAGCAAGACGUAUAUUAGGACCACCUAGGGUGUGGGGGUGGGCUCUGUCAAGUACCUAUGGAUGGGUGAAGCUUGGGAAUAAGAGGAGCGAUGCGACAGGUGGGUUUCGCUCGAGCUAUGAGGUAGAAAGCUUGAAACAUCACGAGAGAGCCGAGCGCGUUUGCUCGCUCGGUGACGACCACUGCAAGUGGGUCCUCGCUCGGCUUCUCGGAAUUAAGCCGGACCUCCUACCUGCCACAGUGCCGCAACAUCUCAUCAUUGUACACGUCAAAAACCUCAUUUCAAUAACAACAACCUCAACCAUUGCAAGGCCGGUCGAGGCUGUAAUUGUGUCAGAUCGACAUCAAACCGAACCCUGGAACACUUGCUUCCCCGCCUUCUCUAGUUCUCUGCCUUCCACUUCUCUCACCCGGCCGAGCACUCUGUGCAGGAAGGAGUGUCACACGGCUAUGGCGGGCGUUGUGUGUGGAAACCAUUGGGAGAAUUUGCUGGCUUCCGUUGGACUCCGCCUGUCUGAUCUUAGCAUCGCGAUCGACGUCAUUGGGGAAUGGGGAGCGUGCAUGUUGCCGGAUGCAGAGGCCGAGCGAUUCAGGCGCAAAAGAAUUCCUGUGUUGGCUCGGCUUCGGCGUCAAGAGCUCAUCCGGCGAGUUCCGGAUGCCAGACAGAACAUUUAGAUAUCAGUUAAC
Lindgomyces ingoldianus is the source of this 705-nucleotide messenger RNA. RefSeq lists its product as uncharacterized. The record is from RefSeq and is a predicted model, not a curated record. Bases 1 to 693 code for a protein of 230 amino acids. NCBI's taxonomy places the organism in Eukaryota, Fungi, Ascomycota, Dothideomycetes, Pleosporales, Lindgomycetaceae. The transcript has 7 exons.